Messenger RNA from Chenopodium quinoa (quinoa), 1707 nucleotides. RefSeq names its product transcription factor JUNGBRUNNEN 1-like. The coding region runs from base 40 to 1089 and encodes 349 amino acids. Gene Ontology annotation, molecular function: DNA binding. The record is from RefSeq and is a predicted model, not a curated record. Gene Ontology annotation, biological process: regulation of DNA-templated transcription. Lineage: Eukaryota; Viridiplantae; Streptophyta; Magnoliopsida; Caryophyllales; Amaranthaceae. The transcript has 3 exons.
AAAUACUAAUAAGUUGCUAUUAUAUAUUAUUAUAGUUUUAUGGAGGUUAAGAGCAUGAAGAGUUGCUGUAUUCAGGAUGAUAUGCAGCAGGAAACAAUGAGUAGUAGCAGCAAAGAUGUAGUCGUCGUCGAAGGAGGUGUCGUCGACGAUCAUGAAGGACCGCUUCCAGGGUUCCGAUUUCAUCCAACGGACGAAGAGCUGGUGUCGUUUUACUUAAAGAGGAAGGUUGAGAAGCGACGUCCCCUUAGUAUUGAGAUCAUUAAGCAGAUUGAUAUCUACAAGCAUGACCCUUGGGACCUUGCAAAAGCAAGUAGCAGCAUAGGAGAUAAAGAGUGGUAUUUUUAUUGCAAAAGAGGAAGAAAGUACAGGAACAGCAUUAGACCUAAUAGAGUAACCGGGUCUGGAUUUUGGAAAGCAACCGGAAUCGACAGACCGAUCUACUUCAACGGAGGGGAAGGCCCCCAGUGCAUUGGCCUCAAGAAGUCACUGGUUUACUAUCGCGGAAGUGCUGGAAAAGGCACAAAAACCGAUUGGAUGAUGCAUGAGUUUCGUCUUCCCAAUGAUCUACAACAACAAGAUGAGGCUAACUUAGCCAACCCUAAGGACACUGCCCUAGAAGCUGAGAUAUGGACACUUUGUAGAAUAUUCAAACGAAACAAAAGGCACACACCUGAUUGGAGGGAAUUAUCUAACAAAAAGAAUGCUAUAAACUCAAGCUCAAAAACAAGCAGCAUUGAUUCUAACACUAAUCAAGAAUGUUACAUUAACUUUGCAACUCAUCAAUCCUCAACACCUAACAAUGGCUAUAGUAAUCUUUUCAUCCCCAAAGAAGAGGAUAAUACUAACAAUGUUUGCAUAGGAACUCAAAAUAUUACUACAGGUGAUGAAAAAAACGCACAUUUUCAAGCAGAUCAUCAGCAACAAUUGAGUCAUAUGGCUCAUACUCCUUCGUGUACAACACGGCCGAGCAUGUUGGAUCAUGUUCUAACAAAUGACGGGAAUGAUUUGCAGUAUUUUGCUUAUUAUGAGCAUAAUUGGGAUGAUCUUAAUUCAGUUGUAGAGUUAGCUGUGAAAAACCCUUUUUUGUAAGUAUAUUACAUAACAUAUGGUUUAUAUAAUAGGAUAGGAAAGUUACAAUAUGUAUAAAUUAAACUUUUGGAUUUUAAUUUGCUCUAAGGAGAAUUUUUGUACUUAUAAACUUCUAAUUUUUUUUCUUUAGAAAUUAUUAAUAUUGCUAUGUUGAUGUACUAGGACUCGUAUAUAUUCGGGAGUGCCAUGCAUUAUGUAUGCAGGAACACACACGCUUACCUUUUCUUUCUUUUGUCAAUCGAAAGCUCAUUUCAAAUUUUGACUCAUUUUUUUUUCCUACGCUACUCUCUUUGUUUUGAUGAAUUUUAAUUCAUAGCAAACCAAAAUUUGGUGAAUUUGCUAAUCUCAUUGUUUUGACGAAUUUUAAUUCAUAGCAAACCAAAAUUUGGUGAAUUUGAUCACAACGGACGCAUCGUGUACGUAAUUACACUUUUUGUUUUCUUUAAUGAUGUGCAUUAAUCUUAUUCUUAUUGACAGAUUGGAGAGGCGAUGUCCAUUAAAACAAGCUUCUUCUUUUUUUGACAAAUAAAACAAGCUUCUUAUACAAUUUGUAUACUAUUCCCUCUUAAAACUUCUCUGCUUUCACAUGUUUAUUAAUGUACAUUUUAAUAAAAUCUU